Molecule: messenger RNA, 487 nt
Organism: Morus notabilis
Lineage: Eukaryota; Viridiplantae; Streptophyta; Magnoliopsida; Rosales; Moraceae
Product: lupeol synthase-like
Exons: 4
Biological process (GO): triterpenoid biosynthetic process
Cellular component (GO): lipid droplet
Molecular function (GO): intramolecular transferase activity
Source: RefSeq, a predicted model, not a curated record
GUACGUAGAGUGCACUUCUUCAGCAAUUCAAGGACUCAAACUGUUUAGGAGAUUGUACCCGGCGCAUCGAGGAAAAGAAAUAGACAAUUGCAUAUUAAAAGGGAUACAAUAUCUUGAAGACCAACAAAAUCCUGAUGGUUCAUGGUAUGGCUCCUGGGGUAUAUGCUUCACUUAUGGUACAUGGUUUGCCGUGGAAGGGCUUGUAACUUGUGGGAAAAGCUACAAUAAUAGUCCGACCUUACGUAAAGCAUGCAAAUUUUUAUUAUCAAAGCAGUUACCAAAUGGUGGAUGGGGAGAAAGUUACCUUUCUAGCCAAGAUAAGGUUUACACUAAUUUGGAAGGCGAUCGUGCAAAUUUAGUCCAGACUGCUUGGGCAUUGUUGGCUCUCAUUACUGCUGGGCAGGCUGAGAUAGAUCCAACACCCAUACAUCGUGGAAUAAGAGUAUUGAUCAACAUGCAAAUGGAAGAUGGCGACUUCCCUCAACAG